This is a messenger RNA of Coccidioides immitis RS, 336 nucleotides long. RefSeq lists its product as uncharacterized. The record is from RefSeq and is a predicted model, not a curated record. The transcript has 2 exons. Bases 1 to 336 code for a protein of 111 amino acids. NCBI's taxonomy places the organism in Eukaryota, Fungi, Ascomycota, Eurotiomycetes, Onygenales, Onygenaceae.
AUGUCAGACAGCAUUAUUAUCGGUCAAUCAAUAGGAGGUGGGAAUUGGAGCGAGAAACGCGGAACGAGGGAGAGAGGAGGCUAUGACGGGACAGAGGACUGGACUCCGUCCCAUUCUGCGGAAAAAGCCUAUGCACGAAUGGGUUCUCUCUUUUUGGCUGCCGCCAAGGACGCUCUGCCACCAAGCACGACAUGGAUGCAAGGCGCUUCAUAUCCAAAUUUGACGCAAUCUAGCAAGGACUUCUUCAAAAGAGCGAGAGACCCUGGAAGAGGGGUACUUUGGAUCCGAGAGGGGAACGUGUCGCAGGGGGCUGAGAAGCCUUGCGUCACGACUUGA